Molecule: messenger RNA, 1815 nt
Organism: Lethenteron reissneri (Far Eastern brook lamprey)
Lineage: Eukaryota; Metazoa; Chordata; Hyperoartia; Petromyzontiformes; Petromyzontidae
Biological process (GO): DNA integration
Molecular function (GO): nucleic acid binding
Source: RefSeq, a predicted model, not a curated record
AAUAAGUACCUGUUGGUGGGGGUCGAAUAUUUUACCCGGUGGCCUAUGGCGUGGCCACUCGCCAACCAGUCGGCGGCGGCUGUGACGGACGCCUUUGUCCAGGGCUACGUCCUGGACAAGGGGGCUCCCGAACGCUUGCUGACUGACCAAGGGAAAAAAUUUUCGAGUAAAUUACUGCAAGAGGUGUGCGACCUGUUGGGUACCAAAAAGGUGCGUACCUCCCCGUACCACCCGCAGACGGACGGGAUGGUGGAGAGGCUUAACAGGACAUUGACCUCUAUGCUGUGCCAGCAGGUGUGUGAGUCGCAUGUUGAUUGGGACCUGCAGGUCCCUGGGGUCCUUGCCGCGUAUAGAAUGGCCCCCCAUGCAGCUACGGGGUUUUCCCCGUUUUAUCUAAUGUACGGUCGGGAAGCCGACCCGCCCAUGGAAACGCAGCUGGGUCUGCCCGCACCACGAACUAAUUCUAAAUUGGCAGAGCAUAUUAAAUUUAAUAUUCAUAAACUGACAGAGGCAAGGGAGGCCGCACGGCUUAAUUCGCGGGCUCGCCAAAUUGCGAACGAGCGGUUGCGGGCACGGAAGGUGUCCGUGCACAAUUGGGAACCAGGUGACAAGGCCUGGCUGCAUUGCCCUCAGGCACCUUUGGCCACGUCGCCUAAAUUGUUGAAGCCGUGGCGGGGACCCGUGGAGGUCGUGCGGGUUGCACGCCCCCAGUGCGUUCAGAUAAAAUGGGGGAAACGCCGUUGGUACGUCCACCCCUCCCGACUGAAACCGUUCUCGCCUCCGUAUGGCCUCCCCUUGUGUCAUGAGGGCCGAGCAUGUGACGUGACCAGCGACCCUGAGGGGGAAUUGUCUUUGCCUGCUCCUCACAUGUCUCCGCCUGAUCCGCUCCCAGGUGUCUCGGAACUGACAGCUGCCGACCACCGGCGGCCGGAUCUUGAGCAGCCGGAGCCACCGGACGGUCGCCAACGUCCCGUCCCAUACGACGGACCGGCCAGACGGACUCGCGCUAGGUCGCGCUACUUUGUGUGACCUGCCACGUGAGGAGUCGAGGCAGCCGGAGCGCCUCGGCACUGCGUUUAGUCACAGAGACACUUGGCGCGUUCGUUUUCCGGUGUUCGCUUUUAUUGUGUUCGUUUUCCGGUGUUCGCUUUUAUUGUGUUGUUCGUCGGGCUGUAUAUUGCUUCAUAUUUAAGUGUUGUGUUGUGUUGUUGUUGUUGCGUUACGGGGCACACUGAGAGGUGGAGUUUCUUUGUUACUACAUUGACGUUAGGUUGUGUUGUUGGUUAACAGCCGGGCCGGCUGCAAGCUAUGUGGGAGGGGGUGAUGUAGAGGUGAUACGCGCUGGGAUUAGAGAUCGUAUGCCAGCGCGUAAUGAUUGGCUGUGUAGGUGGUGACGUGCGCUGACGGUGGAGGAUCAGGGGUCAGCGCGGGGUCGUGGGUUACGGGGUACUGAUUGGCUGUGGACCGGUGACGUGCUGAGAGGGAGUGACCGGGUGGCAGCGCGGUGGGAUUGGUGGAGGAGUGUUAACACGCGCUGGGGAAACCGGAUCGUAGAGAGAGUGCGUCGUGAUUGGUUCAUUAAGGAGCGAUGCUCAUGCUGAAGUACGCAUCAGCUCCGCCUCUCGUGAGCAGGGGCUAUAAAAGGGGAUGCACACAGGCGUGAGGGCAGUGUGUAACCAGCGAAGAAUGAAGACGGGGAUGAAGACCUAGAGCCCUGCGGUACCUAGCCCCGCUGUCCUAAGGGGACCGGGACUCUGUGUAACCCAGAGGCGAGUGUAGUGUGUGUAGCCAUAGGGCUUACACGAGUCGAGUGUA